Molecule: messenger RNA, 1035 nt
Organism: Vigna radiata var. radiata (mung bean)
Lineage: Eukaryota; Viridiplantae; Streptophyta; Magnoliopsida; Fabales; Fabaceae
Exons: 2
Coding region: 1-1035 (344 amino acids)
Source: RefSeq, a predicted model, not a curated record
AUGUCAGAGGUUUGGCAUGUUCUGAAGAAAUCACUUCAUUGCAGAUCUCAUUCAUCAGAAGUUCAUGAUCCCCAGGCAAAAAGAAGAGAUCAGAGAAAUAAGGAUGAGAGAAAUAAAAGAGAGUCAAAAAACCAACUUAGCCAUGAAAUUUUCCUAGAUAGAUCUAGUGGUGAGAUUAAGAUUUUUCCAUGUUAUCCUAUAGAAGAGCCUCCUCAUUCUCCUGCAAAAACCAAGCUAACUAUAGUUUCAUCAAAAACACUUUGUGUUGAUUGUGAUGAAUGUGUUGUUUUCUCAAAGAAAAAGGUCCCAGUGAAAGAUUCUAAUGAUCCCCCAAUAUCAACAUGUCAUCGUGAAUGUGAAGACAAAAUGAAAUCUAGUAACACUGUUGAAGAACAGGGAAAUUUCCAUCUACAUUCAGUGAUCCAACUUGAGAGAGAAGAUUCAUCGAGUAAGAUCAUCGAACAAAUAUGCGAAGGUAACUUUAGGGAAAAGAUUGAAUGUGUUCUGAGAGUGGAGAGCAAGCAAGAAACGUUUGCAUGGUAUGAGGAAUGCAGGGAAUUGGUAAGGGUGAAAGCAGAAAGCCUAGAAAAGGAGCAUCCGAGAUGCAUGGUUGAUGGAAAUGAACUACUCAGAUUUCAUGGCACAACACUUGCAUGUUCCCUUGCUUCAAAUGCUUCCUCUUCUACCCUUUGCAGUUCAGACCAAUGUGGUGUCUGUCAAAUUCUCAAGCAUGGUUUUUACUCCAACCAAGAAUUAUUUCAUGGUGCACUUGGGGUUUGCACCUCUUCUACCAGUGCAAAAGCUAUUCAUUCAAUUUGCUCACCCAAUAACAAAUCUGUGAGGAGAAAAUGUGUUAUGCUUUGCAGAGUGAUAGCUGGGAGAAUCCAUAAUCCUCUACAAGAGAUUGAGGAAAUCACUGAUACUGGGUUUGAUUCUUUGGUAAAGAAAAUGAGAGACCACUCAGAGAUUGAAGAACUCGUUGUAUUAAAUCCUAGAGCUGUGCUCCCUUGCUUUUUGGUAAUCUACAAUCUUUGA